AUUAAAAUGAUCAAUCAGAUGUAAAAAUGCGUCUCUUUAAUCAGCUGCUCAGAAGGUGUGCCACCUCUUGGGCAUGAAUGUGACUGAUUUCACCCGUGCCAUACUCACGCCACGCAUAAAAGUGGGCCGUGAUUUCGUACAGAAGGCUCAGACUCAGGAACAGGCCGAGUUUGCCGUGGAAGCUCUGGCCAAAGCCACAUAUGAAAGGUUGUUCCGCUGGCUGGUUAUGCGAAUCAACAAAGCUCUAGACAAGACUAAGCGCCAGGGAGCUUCUUUCAUUGGAAUCCUGGAUAUCGCUGGAUUUGAGAUCUUUGAGCUGAACUCAUUUGAGCAGCUCUGCAUCAACUACACCAAUGAGAAGCUCCAGCAGCUCUUCAACCACACCAUGUUCAUCCUGGAGCAGGAGGAGUAUCAGCGUGAAGGCAUCGAGUGGAGCUUCAUCGACUUUGGCUAUAACCUCUAAUGGAGGUCCUCUGGG
Molecule: messenger RNA, 478 nt
Organism: Triplophysa rosa
Lineage: Eukaryota; Metazoa; Chordata; Actinopteri; Cypriniformes; Nemacheilidae
Product: myosin-11-like
Exons: 2
Coding region: 74-463 (129 amino acids)
Biological process (GO): vesicle transport along actin filament; actin filament organization
Cellular component (GO): myosin complex; cytoplasm; vesicle
Molecular function (GO): ATP binding; microfilament motor activity; actin filament binding
Source: RefSeq, a predicted model, not a curated record